Molecule: messenger RNA, 2941 nt
Organism: Radiomyces spectabilis
Lineage: Eukaryota; Fungi; Mucoromycota; Mucoromycetes; Mucorales; Radiomycetaceae
Exons: 8
Coding region: 127-2598 (823 amino acids)
Biological process (GO): small GTPase-mediated signal transduction; cytoskeleton organization
Cellular component (GO): division septum; plasma membrane; cytoplasm
Molecular function (GO): GTPase activator activity
Source: RefSeq, a predicted model, not a curated record
CCAAUUUGCAGAUCCGUGUAUUAGGUGUUGAUAUCCCCUUUCCCGCCCCGUCGGACCUCCAAGCCAUCCGUUAACCGCAUGAGGUCAUGAAUUUUUGGGCUUGAGUGAGCGAACAAAAAAUAGAGGAUGAACCAUCAUCAUCAGCAACACCCAUUCCAAGAAGCCUUCUGGUCGCCUACCGCCUCCAUUGACCCUUAUCCCAACUUUUCUGUCGGUCUUCGCGUGCUUCACGAAAAACUCGUUCAGUCCAUCGAAGAAAACCAACUCAUUACUGAUUACCUCCAACGUCGUAUUGCUGCGGAAGAAGCCUAUGGUCAACAUCUUUGCACCGUAACACCUCCAUCCACGGGCAUCGCAUUUGACCGUGAUGUCGGCGCCGGUUUACGGAAAUGUUUCGAAAUUGUAUCGGCAGAGAGCGCGGAACUCGCUCAGGGCCAUAAAGUACGAGCGGAGAAUUUGAAAACAAUGGCCCUGGAUCCGUUACAGCGGUUUGCAGGACGUUAUGAAAAGCUGAUUCACCGUACCAAAGCGGUCGUCCACGAACGUAUCCACCAAUUUGAACUCUUGGUACGGAUUGUCGAACAAACCAAGAAUGAUUAUAUCGCCAAGUGCCAAGCCGUACGCAAUUUAAGGUCGUGUCCUGUGGAUCCGGAUAUAGCCGACAAGAUUCAACGCCAUCUUCAAGCGCUCGCGGAAAAUAUACAGUGCCAUUGGCCCACGAGUCUCAUCACCGGGGAUACGGUCUUCCAAUGGAUUCGGAGCCAAUUGGAUCAACAGGAAGACUACGUAUAUACUGACGACCAAGUCUUGAUCAUAGCACAACUUUUGGUCUCCCAAGGGUAUCUCUGCUCCAGCCGUCCGACCGAGAAUUUCGAAGCCCAACCCAAUUAUGCCUAUGAAAAGAGAGAUGGCUCAAAUCACAAUACGUGCAACCUUGACCACCCCGUAAAUUUAUGUAUUAUUCGUCAUGCUGGGACUGGAACGAGCCAGUCAACGAGCGGAUUACUUGGACGCUGGCAACAAAAGAGCCAUAAAGAGCCAUGGCAUAAAUUUCUUCACGGUUUGUUUAUGGCCGAGAAAACCUACAGAGAGAGCGUUGCCAAAGCAGAGAAAAUGCGAAUGCAAACUCAGGAAACAUUGCUAAUGCACUUUGAAGAAAUGGAAAGUCUGGAGCUAGAACGUAUCCAAACCAUUAAACAAGCCUUUAUCAGUGUAGCCGCCACAUUGUCAAAUACAAUACCCUUGUGCAAAGAAAUGUAUGAUCGUAUGAUGUUAUACCAAGAAACGUUGAAUCCGGAAAAAGAUGUGCAAUUUAUUGUGGAACAAUAUCACACUGGCCGAUUUUGUCCUCGCCCCAUCAUUUACGAGAAUCAUUAUCAUGGCGCCAUAGGACAAAUUUUUGGUACACGAUUGGAAGACCUGGUUCGGCAGCAAAAUGUUCUGGUGCCGCCAAUCAUGACGGAAGGCUUAAAAAUUAUCGAACAAGCCAUGCCCCGCCUCCAUCAGGAAGAGAAAAGCAAAGUAUGGACCGCCAAACUACCCUUUGAUCGAGUGCACACGGCACGAGAAGAAAUCAAUGAUACCCUGCAUCAUACAACGAUAGGAGAUCGCUUGCGAUCCUUUGAUCUGUUACUUGUUGCAUCGCUAUUACGGCUUUACUUGAUGGAGCUCCCUGACUGCUUGCUGACGUUCGAACUCUAUGAAACAGUCAAAGUGCUCUAUGCUAAUCAAGAACAGGACGAAAAAAAUCGACUAGCGUCCAUUAGCAAGCUUUUGACCACGCUUCCUACCGCCAAUUAUUAUACCUUGGAAGCAUUAAUGGCCCACUUUCACAAAUUGACAAGUACAUCGGAAGAUACGCAGUUAGUACACCAGCUUGCAGCCACGUUUGGUUACAUUUUGAUUCGAUCACAGAUUGAAUCAACCAUCAAUGUUCAUGACCGACAUCCGCAACGUCUUGUUCGCGAGCUCAUCGUCCAUUUUCCCACUAUUUUCACUGAAGAAGCUCACAAAGCGCAAGAAGAGCAUUCCACUCGACGGGCGAUUAUUGCACCUCAUCCUGUAACGUUGUCCAAAGAGCCAUCGUUGGACGCGCCCUCAUUUAUAUCGACAGUAUCAUCGUCUGGAUCAUCGUUGCAAUCGCCUGCGCCGACCGAUACGGUGAACGGGUGGAACGAUCAAGGUGGCCAUAAAGAAUCUCUGGAUUCAAAGGCAGCUCCGACGGCUCGUCGGCGAACCUUCCUAUCAUUCAUGCGACGAAAUUCGCCGGGGCCAACUCAGCCGACGGUAACGCGGCAGGAACAUGAGACGGAGUCGAAAGCAUCGGCGAUGGUACGACGACCGGUUUUACCGAUGCCAUCCACAAGUACCCUGUUUGUGGAUCCCGACGAUCAAAUGGUUACCGCUAUUCCAAAACCCGCUGGCCAUGCCGGUGGCAACGACGCACCACCUUGCUUAGACGACAUGAUCCCUACUUUGGAAACUUCCACCAGAGCAGAACCUCCAGAUAUCAGCAAAAAGACAAGAUCCCGAUCAACUACACUAACUCAAGAAACAGAUGACCAUGUCAGUCUCGAUUCCUUUUUCGAUGAUGAAUAAUUCUACGGUAUAUAUCCAGCCAAAGCGCGCCAUCUUUCCAAAGGUCACACAGCGAGUAACUGCUCAAAGCGCACUCGGCAGCCUGAUUUUUUCUCUUCCUUCCCGUGCAAAGUCUAUAACUAAAUUGAGAAACUGUAGUGUAUUUCUCCUGACUUUAUGAUAAGAUAACCCAUCGCAGAAGAUAUAAAAAGUUGAAACAUGAGCGCGUGCUGCGUAAGGAAGUCAACAAGAAUCGUUCAAUCAUGGCCUUUUUUCUUUUUACCCAAGAAAAAUCAGGCCAUGUUUCCGUAUGCAAGAAGAAAAAGUUCCAGAAGGAUAAAUGUCUGGUCUUUGUUGCCAUUCG